UAUUACCGCUCAAAUUAUCCGCCAACGACCGAAUGAUGAGAUGAGGUCGAGCAAAGAAUCGAAGAAGAAAACUCGCCCCUCAUCACCGCUUAGGGACCGAACCAGUCCUUCAAAGAGGUUCGAAUCGAGGCGUCAUGGGUCUCACUCAUCGAGGCUCAGCCCCUCUACUUCCCUUCUGGACCGUGACCUUGUCACCAGCGAAGCCAAUCUCCUCGGAGACCUAAAACUCUCUCCCGAUGACUCAGUUUCAGACUACAAUCCCCGGAGCUUUCCUUACAGUGUGAAGCAGCAAUGUUGGGAUAAGGCCGAGAAGAUUAAAGGAAGGGACCCAGAUCGGUGGCGCCGAGAUGCUCUUGGUAACACUGUUUUCCGAAAGCUUGUUGGCUGCCCCGGUUGUCUUUGUCAUGACUAUGAUCAUAUUUUGCCUUACUCUAAGGGAGGAAAAAGCACACUGGAAAAUUGUCAGGUUUUGCAGGCAACUGUUAAUCGAUCGAAGGGAAACCGUACUGAACUUUCAAGAGCAGAACUAAUUCAGAAAAGCUCUUACUGCCGGGUUUCAGGUCGAGACAUGGACCUUCUUGAACUGUCUGCCUAUGGCAAUGUACAUCGUGGACAAGACCCAGGAGGGUGCAGAAUUCAGUGACUCAUCGAGUUAUUAUAUUAUUAUCUUGAGUAGAAUUGAUUCCAGUGCGAUACAUGGGAACUUAACAAUAAAAGAUUGAAAUGAUAAAAGUAGGGAAUUUUUCUUAUGUUCU
This is a messenger RNA of Cucurbita moschata (crookneck pumpkin), 755 nucleotides long. RefSeq lists its product as uncharacterized. Lineage: Eukaryota; Viridiplantae; Streptophyta; Magnoliopsida; Cucurbitales; Cucurbitaceae. The coding region runs from base 41 to 643 and encodes 200 amino acids. The record is from RefSeq and is a predicted model, not a curated record. Gene Ontology annotation, molecular function: nucleic acid binding; endonuclease activity; zinc ion binding. The transcript is spliced from 4 exons.